Brienomyrus brachyistius is the source of this 3097-nucleotide messenger RNA. Its product is annotated as serrate RNA effector molecule homolog. Gene Ontology annotation, biological process: primary miRNA processing; mRNA processing. The coding region runs from base 191 to 2836 and encodes 881 amino acids. The record is from RefSeq and is a predicted model, not a curated record. Lineage: Eukaryota; Metazoa; Chordata; Actinopteri; Osteoglossiformes; Mormyridae. Gene Ontology annotation, cellular component: nuclear body. The transcript has 20 exons.
UGCAUAAUCUUCUGCGUUGGCGGUGUAGGAGCGGUUCAGGAUAGUGGUACAUUGCUGUGCUGUCUGCCUCCCAGACUAAUUUGCAAAAACUAUUUACUCCAGGUAAAGGCUGUUCACCCACUGCACCUGUACACAACACUGAGCAGAUCAAAAGUGUUUCCCAGUGACGGCCUGUUCCUAGGUUGUGGCGAUGGGGGACAGCGAUGACGAAUUCGACCGCCGACGACGGGACAAAUUCCGUCGGGAACGGAGUGACUACGAUCGCUCGAGAGAGAGAGAGGACAGGCGCAGGGAUGACUGGAGCGACAGGGAAUGGGAGAGGGGCCGUGAGCGUCGCAGCCGUGCGGAGUACAGGGACUAUGAGAGGGGCCGCAGGGAGCGGUUCUCCCCCCCCAGGCAUGAUAUGAGUCCCCAGCAGAAACGCAUGAGGAGGGACUGGGAUGAGCACCGGGGAGAUCCCUACCACGGGGGGUACGACAUGCCAUACGGAGGAGGGGGCGUCCCCAACUAUGCCCCUCCGGCUGCCCCUGCCCCACAGCCCUGGGGCCACCCUGACAUGCACCUGAUGCAGCAGCAUCACUCCAUCCCUAUUCAGGCCAGACUGGGAAACAUCCACGAUGUUGACAUGGCCCCGCCGGCCCCGGUGAUGAAGACCUUCAAGGAGUUCCUCCUCUCCUUGGACGACUCGGUGGACGAGACGGAGGCCGUCAAGCGCUACAACGAGUACAAGAUCGACUUCCGCCGGCAGCAGAUGCAGGAUUUCUUCUUGGCCCACAAGGACGAAGAGUGGUUCCGGUCCAAAUACCAUCCAGAUGAGGCAGGCAGGAGGAAGGCAGAAGCCCAUGCUGGCCUGCGGAACCGGCUCGGUGUCUUCAUGUAUCUUCUGGAGAACGGCUGGUUUGACGGCAUCUCUUUGGAUAUCGAACGAGCGCCCGCCAUUGUCAAAGUCCUUGAUGCUGCUGUGAUAAAAAUGGAGGGGGGGACAGACCAUGACUUGAAGAUCCUGGAACAGCCCAUGGAGGAAGAGGAGAGACCAGUGCCCCCGGUGGCAGUUCCCGACCCUCUAAAGAGGGAGGAGCCCAGAGGGAGUGUUACAGACCACAAGUCACCAGCAAGCAAGGAGAGCAAAGACAAGGGAGAAAAUGGAAUGAGCAGCACAGAGAAGCAGAAUGGUGGAGCAGCUGGAGAUGGAGGCCAAGAGGAAGCAGAGAAGACGAUCGAGUCGGAACCAAAGAAGCUGAGCAAGAAGAGGAAGAGGAAGCUGAGUGCAGACAGCGAGGAUGAAGCCAGCGCCUCCGACGACAGCGACUCAGACUCCAACUCCCACACCUCCGAGAAGCCUGCUGCCAGGGAGGAGGACGAGGAAGAUGAGGAGGAGGAAGGAGAAGCAGACGUGGAGAAGAAGGAGAAGAAGGAGAGGAAGAGCAAAGAGGAGCAGCCGCCUCAGCCCCGGCCGCUGCACCGUACCUGCUCCCUGUUCAUGCGUAGCAUCACUCCCACCAUCUCCAAGGCAGAGAUAAUCUCUCUCUGCAGACGGUACCCAGGAUUCAUGCGGGUGGCCCUGUCCGACCCCCAGCCGGAGCGCCGGUUCUUCCGUCGUUGCUGGGUGACUUUUGACCGGAGCGUAAAUAUUAAGGAAAUCUGCUGGAACCUUCAAAACAUUCGGCUGCGAGACUGCGAACUGGCGCCGGUGGUGAACAGAGACCUCGCCCGCAGGGUGCGUAACGUCAACGGCAUGACUCAACACCGGCAGGUGCUGCGGAAUGACAUCAAGCUGUCGGCCAAGCUGAUCCAUGUGCUGGAUGAGAGGGAGAGGCUGUGGAACUCUCGGCCAAGAGGCGACGCCCAGGUGCCACAGGAGCUUCCUGCCCAGAACCCCAUCCUGAAGAACAUCACAGAUUACCUGAUCGAGGAGGUCAAUGCAGAGGAGGAGGAGCUGCUGGGCAGCACAGGCACGGAGCCCGAGGAGGCAGUGAAGGACGGGAACCCCGCGGAGAUCACCGUGGAGAGGGACGAGAAGCUGGUGAAGGUGCUGGAUCGCCUGCUGCUGUACCUGCGCCUGGUCCACUCCAUCGACUACUAUAAUGCCUGCGAAUACCCCAGCGAGGACGAGAUGCCCAACCGCUGUGGCCUGGUCCACGUGCGCGGGCCUGUCCCACCCAAUCGCAUCGCACAGGGGGAAGUGCUAGAGUGGCAGAGGACCUUCGAGGAGAAGCUGGGCCCCUUGUUCAGCGUGAGGGAGACCCUGUCCGAGGAGGAGGCCAACAAAAUGGGCCGCAAGAGUCCCGAGCAGGAAGUGGAGAAGUUCUUGGUGGCCAACACCCAAGAGCUGGGCAAGGACAAGUGGCUCUGUCCCCUCAGCGGCAAGAAGUUCAAGGGUCCCGAGUUCGUGCGUAAGCACAUAAUGAACAAGCAUGCCGACAAGAUAGAAGAAGUGAAGAAGGAGGUGGUGUUCUUCAACAACUUCCUCAUGGACGCCAAGAGGCCGGCCAUACCCGAGGUCAAAGUCCCGCCCCCGCCUAGCCCAGGGCAAGGUGUUCUUGGCCCAGGGUUGCCAUACCCUCAUCAGUCUCCCCAGGGCAUGCUGGGAUUUGGGCAGCCCCGGCCCCCUGUAAUGGGUUUUGGAGCUGGGCCCCCGUACCCCCCCAACCAGUUUGGAGGAGGAGGGAGGGGUAACUAUGACAACUUCCGCGGGCAGGGCGGCUACAUGGGCAAACCUCGCAACAGCCCCAGCCAAUCAAGAAGACCGAAUACCUGGCGUGGGUGUGCUGAGAACAGAGAGAACAAAAAUGUGGACCGUCUGGAGGUCCUCGAGGACCGGGUUGAGAAACGUUGACCUAGAAGCCCAACCUUGAUUAUCCCAAGUUGCGUUUGUGCAGGUGAAGCUUCAGACGUGGCGCUCAUGACAUUUAGGCACCUGCUUUAGUUCCCUGGAGUCCCACAAGUUUUUAAAUUUGCCGGAACCGCAGCAGCACACUUUCUGUUUAUGCAGUCAACGGCGCAGUUAGAUAAGUAAUCCUGUUGCCCAGAGCAGUGAGUCUGGUUCUCCCAGUUCGCGUGUUCCUUUUGACACCUUGUGAAUGAGGUCUUCCUAUUC